GGGGAUUUUGUAUCUUGCAAGUGAAAGGAGUUCUCGCGUGGCGUGUCACCGUAUAAAUACCGACGAAUUUUUCCUCUAAGCCACAGUUCGAUUCCAUUUCUUAACCCAAGUACAUCAUGAAGACCUUCGUAGCUUCUUUACUCGUCGCUUCACUUAUCGUCGUUAGCGCAAGUGAAUCCGUAAAGAAAGUGCAGAAACGUGGUCUUAUCGGUGGCAACCAUGGCUUUGGCGCAUCGGGCGAAGUAGCUUCAGUUGACUCCGGAUACCUCCCACCUGUAUCUUCCGUAACAUCUGUCAAGAAACCCUACGUGGUGUCCUCCGCUCCAGCCUCGUCCUAUGGUGUCCCAGCGUCAGUGUCAUCUUAUUCUGCUCCAGCGCCAGUUUAUGACGUUCCAGUCUCUGCACCAGUUCCAUCCUAUAGCAGCUCUGUUUCGUCAGUAGUUCCAUCCUACACCGCUUCCGUCUCCGCUCCUGUUUCUAUUCCAGUUCACGCUCCUGUUUCUGUUCCAUUCCACGCUCCCGUCUCUGCCCCAGUCGCAUCUUAUGGUGUCCCCGUUGCUGCACCUCUUCCAUCUUACAGCGCCUCCGUCUCAGUACCAAGUUCAAGUUAUGGUGUCCCUAGUCUGUCACCAGCACCAGUUCACAGCAGCCCUGUUCUAGCUGCUUCGGUACCUUUGUCCGUGGGAUCCGUCAGUGUACCUAGCACUUCUUAUGGUGUACCAAGCUCCGUUGUUCAUUCCGUGCCCUCUGUGGGAGUCUCAUACAACUCAGCCAAUUAUCCAAGUAGAAAUUAUGGAGUCCCGUCAAGCUACGUUUCUGGAGGUGGACUUUCAUUGGAUUCUUUCAACGUGCCCAGCAAAGUUUAUGGAGUACCUAGCUCAGGUAGCUAUAGCAGUGGAUACUCUAGUGGAUCAGUAUCAAUUUCAUCGUCGGGCAGCUUGGCAUCGAGCUCUGCUCACGCAGCUUCCAAUGAUGGAUAUUCGUACCCUGCACCGUCGAAACAAUUACUUCUCUAAAUUGAAAUUAUAUUGUCAUGUGAAGUCAAAAUGCAAUGCAAAAGGAAAGUUUUAUGAAGUUUUAUAUUGCAUUUAAUUGGUCGCAAGAAGCUCCACAAUAUGUAGUGUUAUAUAUUUCAC
Bombus pascuorum is the source of this 1136-nucleotide messenger RNA. RefSeq lists its product as uncharacterized. The coding region runs from base 117 to 1016 and encodes 299 amino acids. The transcript has 2 exons. The record is from RefSeq and is a predicted model, not a curated record. NCBI's taxonomy places the organism in Eukaryota, Metazoa, Arthropoda, Insecta, Hymenoptera, Apidae.